This is a messenger RNA of Erinaceus europaeus (western European hedgehog), 1044 nucleotides long. RefSeq names its product tubulin alpha-1C chain. Gene Ontology annotation, biological process: mitotic cell cycle; microtubule cytoskeleton organization. Gene Ontology annotation, cellular component: microtubule; cytoplasm. NCBI's taxonomy places the organism in Eukaryota, Metazoa, Chordata, Mammalia, Eulipotyphla, Erinaceidae. Gene Ontology annotation, molecular function: structural constituent of cytoskeleton; GTP binding. The record is from RefSeq and is a predicted model, not a curated record.
AUGAAGUGCUUCUCCAUCCACAUUGGUCAGGCUGGUGUCCAGAUCAGCAAUGCCUGUUGGGAGCUCUACUGCCUGGAACAUGGCAUCCAGCCUGAUGGGCAGAUGCUGAGUGACAAGACCACUGGGGUUGGAGAUAACUCCUUCAACACCUUCUUCAGUGAGACAGGUGCUGGCAAGUAUGUGCCCAGGGCAGUGUUUAUAGACCUAGAACCUAUAGUCAUUGAUGAAAUUCACAGUGGCCCCUACCACCAGCUCUUCCACCAUGAUCAGCUCAUCACAGGCAAGGAAGACGUUGCCAACAACUAUGCCCAUGGGCACUACAUUGGCAAGGAGAUUACAGACCCUGUCUCAGAUCAAAUUUGGAAACUGGCCAACCAGUGCACAGGGCUUCAGGGCUACCUGGUUUUCCACAGCUUUGGUGGGGGAACCGGCUCUGGGUUCACCUCUCUGCUGAUGGAGUGGCUCUCUGUCAACUACGGCAAGAAGUCCAAACUCGAAUUCUCCAUCUACCCAGCCCCCCAGGUCUCCACAGCUGUAGUGGAGCCCUACAACUCCAUCCUCACCACCCACACCACCCUGGAGCAUUGUGACUGUGCCUUCAUGGUUGACAAUGAAGCCAUCUAUGAUAUCUGUUGUAGAAAUCUGGAUAUUGAAUGACCAACCUAUACUGCCAUUGCCAGCAUUAAGACCAAGCGUACCAUCCAGUUUGUGGACUGGUGCCCCACUGGCUUCAAAGUUGGCAUUAAUUACCAGCCUCCCACUGUGGUCCCUGGUGGAGACCUGGCCAAGGUCCAGCGGGCUGUGUGCAUGCUGAGCAACACCACAGCUGUAGCUGAGGCCUGGUCCCGGCUGGACCACAAGUUUGACCUGAUGUACGCCAGGCGUGCCUUUGUUCAUUGGUAUGUGGGUGAAGGCAUGGAGGAGGGAGAGUUUGCUGAGGCCCGUGAGGACAUGGCUGCCCUGGAGAAGGAUUAUGAGGAGGUUGGAGCAGAUAGUGCUGAUGGAGAUGAGGAUGAAGACUAUUAACUUGAUGGCUGCAUUUUG